AUGUCAGGAGCAGCUCAGCCAGUCGCGGACGCGACACCCGGCGCGGUGCCCGCAGCUCCCACAACCUUCACCACGGACCCCUCGAUAGCAGCCUUCAAACAGACCUUGCGGGCCUACCUAGAUGCGCACCCAGAACCUGAAGGGAUCACUCUUGACGGGAUCGCCGUCAGCGCAUUUGUCUUCAACCCCGAGGGAAAGCUCCUGUUGGUCCAGCGCGCAGUGCACGACUCAAUGCCCGAGAAAUGGGAGGUGCCCGGCGGCGCCUCCGAUUUCGAGGACGGGUCGCUGCUGCACGCCGUCGUGCGUGAACUGUGGGAGGAGAGCGGGCUACGCGCAACCGCGGUCGGCAAGGCCAUCGCGGUCGACGAUCGCUUCACGACAAAGCGCCGCAACCUGCAAAUGCGCAAGUUCUCGUUCAUGGUGAGCGUUGAGGGCUACCAUGUGAAGCUCGAUGACAAUGAGCACCAGAAGUUUUCGUGGGUCAGCGAGGACGAGGCCCGCGUCAGGAGGUGCGGCGAUAUCGACUUGGACUACACGGACCUUGCGCAGGAGCAAGCGAUUCACUUGGCGUUCGAGAUGCGGAAGGCGGAAGCACAGAUGGAAGCUUGA
Anthostomella pinea is the source of this 609-nucleotide messenger RNA. NCBI's taxonomy places the organism in Eukaryota, Fungi, Ascomycota, Sordariomycetes, Xylariales, Xylariaceae. The record is from the annotation of a GenBank genome assembly.